This is a messenger RNA of Clonostachys solani, 1398 nucleotides long. Lineage: Eukaryota; Fungi; Ascomycota; Sordariomycetes; Hypocreales; Bionectriaceae. The record is from the annotation of a GenBank genome assembly.
AUGCACCUGCCAGCAGAGAUAAUCACCCAGAUCCUGGAGGAACUAAUCAAUGUUCCCGAGGCCAAGUUUUAUCCAUUCGAUGUCGAUUGGUACUUCUCACGCCGCAUUCUAUGGGAUGAUGUGAUCUGCACAGAUCACUAUGAUCGUCACCGAAUCAAUAUAGAUCAGUCAGCCCUCGCGCUUCGCCUGAUCUCACGAGAAUGGAACCGAUGGGUGACAGCCGUGAUGCAGAAGCAUCUUACGUGGAAGGUUGACUUUGGCUCCGCCGAAUCUCUUGGGAAGGCUUUGAUUUGUCUUCCCGAGCCUAAUGAAGGUCGUGCUCAGGGCAAUGGUUUAUUGCCGACUCGCGAGAUUGUCAGACGGCUGGUGAUCAAGCCUGGCAAGGAGGCUCAUGACAUACCCGUCAGCGGUCAACCCCAGAAAUGGAAUAUCAAAGACCUUCUGCUUCAACUGUUCCGUCGUCUGGGACACGUGGAAUCUUUUUCCCUGCAUUUCCCACCGGGGAACUCAAACGAUCCAGAUGUAGCCAACUCCGUUGUCGAAGCAGUAGCCCACUGCUUCCAUCAGACCAACUCAUCCGGCCGUAUAACAAGUCUUCAGCUCAAGGUCCCCAGUACCUACCAUGCCGCACAGGCUUUCAAAGCCGUUCAGCCCGAUAAAUCGGUGCAACUCCGGAACCUUCUGAUUGAAAUCCUUGAUUCUUCUGGGAGGUCGGGAAGCAGAGACUUUCUUGAGGAAUCGUAUCACGAGGAUGAGGACGUUGAUGGAACCGCGGAAGAAUCAGGAGAUGAUACAGCAGCGCUAGACUACGACUCAAGUUUUGACAGAUCACCUCUUCAGCGAAGAUACCCCAACAGACGACACCAAAUGGAAUUAUGGAGGUUGCUCAAGCCAUGCAUAAAUCUGGAAACGCUGAGUAUCCAGGGUACUCAUUACCUCGAUUUGGACCAGCUUCCCUUGCCCGAUUCGCCUGAUUUCGUAGGCCUGAGGGUGCUUUCUCUCGGUCGGCUCUAUGGCAGUGUCACGCCCAUCCAGAAACUUAUCAAGUUGUUCGGGGGACCACCAGCUCGAUUACAGAAGCUUAUAAUAGACGACGUGAAGUUGCCAAUGGACAGAGGAAUAUGGGGCACGAUCCUUCGAUUUCUUUUGGAGGAAUGUCCGAAUAUCGAGUUGCUCUUUCUUUAUAAUUUAAGCUAUUUUGUGGAAGUCGGCCGGGCUUGCGGGCUCAGCUCGCCAGAAGACGGCACUGUUAUUGAUUCUAGCGAAGAUGAUGACCUAGAACCAUUGAACGAACUUGUUCAUGGAUUCGCGGACAAAUUUGGCAGUUCUGAUACCUGGCCGUAUUGGCUGAGAGAGAUGGGACAAGAUAGGGACAUCUUGGAGGAUUACCAGAAGUGA